UUUUGAUCUCUUUCCGCUCGAAAUUUCUUCUUUUUUUCCCAAAUACAUCGAAGAUUUCACAAUAGUAAGCAGGAUGAAGAGAGCAAGUGAUCCUCUUCUGGAGGAGGAUAACAAAAAACCCAAAAUCGAAGAAGCAACGUUAACUACCAGUGGUGGGGAUGUUGUGACAGUCACACUGCAAUCACCAAAUAUAAUAACUCAGAUGAUGGAUAUUGCUGAACCACUGAGUACACUCAAGAAGUUGUUAGAAAUCAGAUUACAGUGCAAUCUAGAAGAACAUGAAGUGUACUUACAGAAUACAGCACUGUUGGACUCUACUAAGAGUUUGUUAGAUCAGGGUGUCACUGCUGAAGGAUCUGUACAGUUUAGUUGUCAAGUUAUAUCAACACAAGGUGUCAAACCACGUAUAAAUAUUGUAGACAUUGUUAAACCUAUAGUUGAACCAAUGGAAGUUACAGUAGACACCACACCUCCACCACCACAAG
Molecule: messenger RNA, 485 nt
Organism: Saccoglossus kowalevskii
Lineage: Eukaryota; Metazoa; Hemichordata; Enteropneusta; Harrimaniidae
Product: GA-binding protein alpha chain-like
Biological process (GO): cell differentiation; regulation of transcription by RNA polymerase II
Cellular component (GO): nucleus
Molecular function (GO): DNA-binding transcription factor activity, RNA polymerase II-specific; sequence-specific DNA binding
Source: RefSeq, a predicted model, not a curated record